UCCUCAUCGAGUAGAUAUGAAAUGCGGUCUCUCAAAUACAAAAACGAAGCCAGGCUUGACUCCAACAGAGUUCUGGCAGCAUGGCGUCAAUGAUUGUCCUUCUCGUAGGCACAAGCCUUGCAGCCUUUCUCGUCACUCGACUAUUGCAGGGGAUCUACAAUCUCACCGCCCACCCCUUGGCUCAAUUCCCUGGACCUCGCAUCGCAGCUGCUUCCGAGUGGUACAAGACAUGGCAAGAAGUGUUUCUGAGUCGCUCGUGGAUCGAUGUUUUAUACGAGCUACAUGACAAGUACGGCGAGGUGGUGAGAGUUGGGCCGAACGAGCUGCACUUCUCGAAUCCCUCGGCGUUCACGGACAUCUACAACAACAGCAACCGCUGGGACAAGGAAGGCAAGCUGUACCGCUGCUUCGGCGAGGACCGGUCGUCUUUCGGGUACCUGACGUACCGCGAGGCGAAGCAGCGCAAGGAUGUCAUGGCGCCGUUGUUCUCCAAACGAGCCACCAUUGAUUUGCAAGACCUGGUGCACAAGAAUCUUGACAGGCUUUGCAAGGCACUGGCUGCCAGAGACGCCGCAGGGAAGUCCUCGGAUAUGAUCUUUGGGCUCCGCUGCUUCACCCUCGACACCAUCACGCAGUUCUGCUUUGCCAAAGACGUGGAAGCUACUUCUGCGCCGGACUUCCAGGCUCCGAUUGUGGUUGCUAUGGACGCCUCUCUCGCGCCCUUUGUCGUGUUUCGCAACUUCGAACUCGUACGGAAAAUCGUCUUCUCCCUGCCUGGCUGGUUUACCAAGAUGACUACGCCGCCAAUGGCGGGACUGGUGGAUUUGCAGGAGAUGCUAGGGGCACAGGUGAAGGAAGUUGUGCGGAACCCAUCUUCACUAGACAAUGCUCCGCACGCGAUUGUAUACCAUCGACUUUUGGACCCGGAGCUGAACCAGGCUACUGGGGUGCCGGUACCUGGAAGUUUGUACGAAGAGGCACAGGGAUUACUAUUUGGCGGCGCGGACUCUGCAGCCAACACGCUGGCCGCCGGAACGCUUCAACUACUCAGCAAUCCCAGCCAAUAUAAGCGCUUAAAGGACGAGAUCAUCGCCGCUUGGCCCUCGCUCCACACCUUCCCCAAGUGGGAGGAGUUGGAGAAGCUGCCAUAUCUCACGGCUGUCAUUCAAGAAUCCUUGCGAACGGCGCCAGGAGUUCCCGGACCACUGCUUCGAGUCGUCCCUCCCAGCGGUGCAAGAAUCGGCAACGCCACCGUUCCAGGCGGCACUACUGUGGGAAUGACGACGCUCUUUGUCCACCGAUCCAGCGAAAUCUUCACCAAACCCAACGACUUUGACCCGGAGCGCUGGCUGGGCGCCGAUUCCUACAAGCUGGAAAAGUGGAUCGUCGCCUUCUCCAAAGGACCGAGAAGUUGUCUCGGGCAGAAUCUAGCGAUGUGCGAGUUGUACCUGGGCUUUGCGCAUCUGUUUCGCCGCUUUGAUUUGCGGCUUGAAGGCACGCGGGGCCCGGAGAUGCCGUGGAAGGAGGCAUUUCUGCCGUUCUUUGCUCCGGAUAAGCAUUUGAGGUUGUAUUGCAAGCCUGUGGAACAGUAGAUCGGGCUGCAAGAUGUUUGCAAUGGUAUAGAAAGAAUACGUGAUGUUCACUCUCCG
This is a messenger RNA of Neohortaea acidophila, 1649 nucleotides long. RefSeq names its product putative P450 monooxygenase. The coding region runs from base 81 to 1592 and encodes 503 amino acids. The record is from RefSeq and is a predicted model, not a curated record. Lineage: Eukaryota; Fungi; Ascomycota; Dothideomycetes; Mycosphaerellales; Teratosphaeriaceae. The transcript is spliced from 4 exons. Gene Ontology annotation, molecular function: iron ion binding; monooxygenase activity; heme binding.